Molecule: messenger RNA, 701 nt
Organism: Haliotis rufescens (red abalone)
Lineage: Eukaryota; Metazoa; Mollusca; Gastropoda; Lepetellida; Haliotidae
Product: 28S ribosomal protein S12, mitochondrial-like
Exons: 3
Coding region: 16-525 (169 amino acids)
Biological process (GO): translation
Cellular component (GO): ribosome; small ribosomal subunit
Molecular function (GO): structural constituent of ribosome
Source: RefSeq, a predicted model, not a curated record
ACUUCACAACACAACAUGUGUACAGUCAUUGAGGGUUGUGAACCGGCAUCUUGCCUUAUCACACUUACUAUGACUCACCUUCUAGGAGCAUGUCGAGCAUUGUGCACCUCUGCGGUGUCAAGCAUCUCCGAGUACCUGCUACAGCAUACCUUCCAACACACAGGAACUAUAUUGAACCAAGUGAGAUGCAUGUCAACACUGAACCAGAUGCACAGACGAGGGGCUUUCAAAAGGCCACCACCUAAACCCGGUCCGCUUGAUUGCCGUCCAUUUCUUCGUGGGGUUGUCUUAAGAACUCUUAUUAAAAAACCAAAAAAACCAAACUCUGCAAAUCGGAAGUGUGUACGAGUCCGAUUAAGCAAUGGUAAAGAAGUAACUGCAUACGUACCUGGGGAGGGCCACAACCUCCAGGAGCACAGUGUUGUGCUCGUUAGAGGGGGAAGGGUGCAAGAUCUCCCAGGGGUCAAGCUUAAAUGUGUCCGAGGAAAAUAUGACUUGACACAUGUCAAGAAAGACAAGAAAUGACCCCAGUGUCUAUGAAUAGAAGAGUGACUAUGCCAUGUUAGACAACUAGACAUGAUGGAACAGUGUUUCUGCCAGCGCAUAAAUAAGAGACAAACAUUUGAUUUUUGUCCAAAAAAAUUAUCAUAUAACAUUGCAUGGCAUCUUCUAGUAUGAAUAAAAGACUUACAAAAUAUUAA